Messenger RNA from Erigeron canadensis, 1556 nucleotides. Its product is annotated as galactomannan galactosyltransferase 1-like. Gene Ontology annotation, molecular function: galactosyltransferase activity. Gene Ontology annotation, cellular component: trans-Golgi network; endosome; membrane. NCBI's taxonomy places the organism in Eukaryota, Viridiplantae, Streptophyta, Magnoliopsida, Asterales, Asteraceae. The transcript has a single exon. Bases 57 to 1436 code for a protein of 459 amino acids. The record is from RefSeq and is a predicted model, not a curated record.
CCCACUUUAUUUCUCUAGUCACUAUUUCUCUCUAUAUUAUUCACAUUUUUUUAUGAAUGAAGUCCCCUGAAAUAUUUCAGUCACAGUUUCAAAUCCCGGUGAGAAACAAUGGCCGCCGGUCGCCGUUACCGUCAGCUUCCGAUGCUUUUUUGUUUUUCUCCGGCGCCGUCGCUGCUUUGUUGCUAGUUUGGACGUUUUCUACUUUUUCAAAUUCUCAACCUCAGACAACAAAUACUUUCGAGACACAAAUUUCUGAGCCUAAAUUGCCUGUCACGGAUGACGUCAGCUGUGAUGCUAGUAGUUACAACGGUUUUAACCUCCAUUAUGACCCACUCGACCCGAAUUUCUAUGAUGACCCGAGUUUUGGGUACGCUUUAGACAAGCCUGUAAAAAACUGGGAUGAGAAAAGAAAAGAAUGGUUGAAACAACAUCCGUCAUUUCAGUCCGGGUUGGAGGAACGGGUUUUGGUGAUAUCCGGGUCACAAUCCGGGCCAUGUAGAAACCCGAUUGGGGAUCAUUUGUUGUUAAGGUUUUUUAAGAAUAAAGUGGAUUAUUGUCGGAGACAUGGGUAUGAUAUUUUUUAUAAUAAUGUGUUACUUCAUCCUAAAAUGCAUACUUACUGGGCUAAAAUCCCAACGGUUCGGGCCGCAAUGUUGGCCCACCCGGAAGCUGAGUGGAUAUGGUGGGUUGAUUCGGAUGCUGCUUUUACUGAUAUGGAUUUUAAAUUACCGUUGCAACGUUAUAAAAAUCAUAAUUUUGUCGUCCACGGUUGGCCCGAAUUGAUCUAUCAGAAAAAAAGUUGGACUAGUUUAAAUGCGGGUGUAUUUUUGAUCCGAAAUAGCCAAUGGUCUCUUGAUUUUAUGGAUGUUUGGUCGAGUAUGGGUCCGCAAACUCCGAAUUAUGAAAAAUGGGGCGAAAUAUUGAGAGAAACUUGUAAAGACAAGUUUUUCCCUGAAUCGGAUGAUCAAACGGGUUUGGUUUAUUUAUUAUUGAAAGAAAAAGAAAAAUGGGGUGACAAGGUUUAUGUAGAAGGUGAGUAUUAUUUCGAAGGAUAUUGGUUGGAAAUUGUGGAGACUUUAGAAAACAUAACGAACAUAUAUAACGGAAUCGAGAGAAAGGUGCGCGAGUUAAGAAGGCGGCAUGGUGAGAAAGUGAGUGAACGUUAUGCCGCGAUUUGGGAUGAGUAUUUGAAAGAUGCGGGGUAUGGGAAGUUUAGUUGGCGAAGGCCGUUUAUAACGCAUUUUACAGGGUGUCAACCAUGUAGCGGAAAGCAUCAUCAGAUGUAUUCGGGUCAGUCUUGUUGGGACGCGAUGCAAAAAGUGUUGAAUUAUGCGGAUAAUCAAGUGUUGCGAAAUUAUGGGUUUCUUCAUCGUGAUUUGCUUGAUUCGGCUUCGGUUUCUCCUUUGCCGUUUGAUUACCCAAAUGUGAUAAUUUGAUUAAUAUCCGAUAUAUGUAAGUACAACUAUUGAACUUCUGAGUAUUGUUUACGUGCUGUGGACACAACAAUUAUUAAUGUUUGAUGCUUGUUAGCUAAAUACUUGGUACCUUGAAUAUUA